AUGAGCUCUCUUAACAAAACAAGCUCCCAAGGGAAGGCUGGCCCGGCUGGCCCUAGUAGCCAGGCGAUCCUUCUGGAAAAGCUUAACAGGCGCUCGACUCCCGAUUCCGAAGCAUUGGCGAGCUCCGAUGACGAAGCCGAAGGCCACCGUCAUGAGGUUCCCCCACUGCCCAUGCACCAGAAGCCGGUACGCAGGGCUUCGUGGCUCAAUGAUACGUCUCAGGCAGCAGCACGUCCAAGAAAGGGCUCCUUCGCCAGCAGUUCGAUGUCACCGACCGCCUCUCACCCGAGCACCCCUGCUGCCGAUGCCGGUACCGGUGCAUGGGGCACACACCCAGCACCAGGCAACAUCCUCGGCCGUGGCCACGCCGGCCCAAGCUCUUUUCCAUGGGGGACCGGGAUCUGGAACAACGACCGCAAGGAACCGCCUUCACGCCUCGCAGAGGUUUUGCCAUCACCUACCUCGACCCAUCCGCCCGGGUCUUCAGGCUCCUCCUUCUUUGGACCAGAAGCUCACCCAGGCCAGACCUCCCCAGCUCCCAGAGAGCAAGGGCCCAAUUCGCAAAUACCUUUCGCGAUCCCUCUACAUCCGACCCCAAAGACCUACCGCUCCCAGUCUUAUUCUGUGGGCCAGCUUGAUCCCGAUGUCGUUGGCCCAGCCAUGGGUAGUGCCGCGGCUCUAAACUCCCGGUCUGGGCGUACUAUUCCUCACUCUGGUCUACAGCACCGACCAUCGCGACCGAGCAUGCUGAGCGAGAUGUCCAAUGAUGGAGGCAUGCUGGGAAAGGUGAAGGAGGUCGAAGACGAUGAUGAGGAGGAUGCGGCUGAUCCACUUCACGGCCUUCAAUCACAGUCUGCGGAAGCCAAGGCGAUCGAGAUGUUGACGCGCGAGAACGCUCUGCUUCGCCAACAAGCGAGUCAGCAAUAUCACAAUGCACGGAUCAGGCCACGGGCCUCUACUGCUGCUACCUACGGUCUUGGCAAUGGCUAUGGGUUACAGGAAUCGGUGCCCGAGGAGUCUGAUUUUGCCAUAGACGAACUGGAGGAGGCACAGGAAGGCGGCGACCUGAGCGGGAAAAGAGCAGCAUAUCGAAGGAUGAGCGAAUUCGGCGGCGCAGGAAGCAUGCGUUCGCCCUUUACACUCGAGAACCGAAAGCUGGAGAACGUGAAGAAGGCCUUUUGGCAGAGCUCCCUUGGAUUUGGAGGUGUUGGAGAUGUUUCCCAGAGCAGACGGCACUCAUUUGCCGACGUGCCUACUAGGCAUGGGUCGAUCGGUUCCAUCGCCGACACUGUCAUCUCACACGAAGCUGUUUCUCAAGAGGCUCAGCACGCUCAAGACUUCGCCUCUCCGUUUUCUGACCCACACAACUUUCCCUCGAAUGCCCCGGCGUCAUAUUUCACAGGCGGCCCCGGAAUUGCCAACGCCCACAACAACUACCUCCCUGCAGCGUAUAGCAAUCCUUAUCAAGCCCCAUACAGUAUGCAGGCGCCAUUCUCAAACAGAUCCUCAUCCCCGCAUCGCAGCAUGUACGGGAUGUCGCAGCCGAAUCGGUCGACACCUCUGCAUGUCGUCUUGUUCAAAUGCGCCCGGGCCGAUGUGUUCUACAUUCAGGAGGGGACUGGACUGACGGUCAAACCUGGAGAUUUGGUCAUUGUGGAAGCCGAUCGCGGGACCGACCUGGGAACGGUCGCAGCGGACAACGUUGACUGGGUCGAGGCCAAACGUCUCAAAGAACAUUACGCCGAGGAACAAUACAAGUGGCUCAUGAUGUACUCGCAGACGGCUGGUGUGGCCCAGGACGGCGCAGGCGCUGGCCUGAUGGCCGCCACCAAUGGUCUUCAAGGCAGUGCGGUUGGUGGCAUGGGCCCGCCAGGCCAGCAUCAUAUGCAAGAGCCGAACUCAGGCGAGCUGAAACCGAAGCUCAUCAAGCGGCUCGCGCAGAACCACGAAGUUCAAGCGCUACGGGACAAGGAAGGCAAUGAAGCCAAAGCGAAGCGUGUGUGCAUGCAAAAGGUCAAAGAGCAUGGCCUGAACAUGGAAAUCCUCGACGCCGAGUUCCAAAUGGAUUGGAAGAAGCUGACGUUCUACUACUUUGCCGACUCGUAUAUCAACUUCAACUCACUCGUUACGGACCUAUUCAAAAUAUACAAAACCCGGAUCUGGAUGUCGGCAAUCAACCCGGCCUCCUUCGCAAGCCAGCCUCUCGGCCUGCAGGCCCCAAGUGGCAUAGGCCCUGGCGCUGUUGGUGUCGGACGGGGGCCCAACGGUUCUGAACGACGACCAGCCCCGCAGCAAGAGCAACAGCAGGCGGCAUUUGGCAGCACUGGUGCUGGUGCGACUCCCCGGCCUUUUGCGAUGUCCUUCAACGCAUCGUUCGGCGCUGAGAGGCCUAGUGCUGGAGGCAGCGGCUACGUGCCAUCUGGCUACCCAUAUACGCCGUAUGGCGCCUUUGGGGCUACGAACCGCCCUGCGAACAACUCAUAUGGGUCGCCGGUAGAACCAUUUGCUUCCGGUUAUCCCCAAGGAGCUGACUACCCAGGCUCACGUGGACGCUUCUCGAGCCCGCAAUCAGCUACCUCGCCCCAUGACCAGAGCGUCUCUCCACUUGCUGGCCCGGGAGACUGGGUCGGGUCUUUCCAGGGUCUUUCCCUCAACUCUCGCUGA
Thyridium curvatum is the source of this 2664-nucleotide messenger RNA. RefSeq lists its product as uncharacterized. The transcript is spliced from 2 exons. The coding region runs from base 1 to 2664 and encodes 887 amino acids. The record is from RefSeq and is a predicted model, not a curated record. Gene Ontology annotation, cellular component: cytoplasm. Lineage: Eukaryota; Fungi; Ascomycota; Sordariomycetes; Thyridiales; Thyridiaceae.